CUCCUGCCUUCCCGACUCUGCCUGGCCUGACUGAGAAAUCUGCCUCCCUCACCGCCGCCGCCGCCUCCACUUUCCCCCUCCCCACCCCACCCCACCCCGGUCGGAAACCCAAGCUUCCGCUUCUCUCAUGGCCGAGGCCGAGGCCGACGCCACCGCCGCCCUCUCAGCUCGGAGCAAAGUGCAGGCGUUCCUGGAGGCUGCGCGCGCCGGCGACCUCCAGUCUCUCAAGAGCUUAGUCGCGGUGCUCGACGAGGACGGCACGGGCGCCGCCUCCGUCGCCUCCGCCGUGCGCGACGCCAACAAGCGCACUGCUCUCCACUUCGCCGCGCGCGAGGGCCGCGCCGACGUCUGUGAAUUCCUCAUCGGCGAGCUCGGCCUCCCUGUCGACCCAAAGGACGAUGAUGGCGAAACUCCACUCAUCCAUGCUACACGCCAGGGCCAUCUGGACACUGCCAAGUACCUCCUUGACCAUGGAGCUGAUCCUUCGGUGGCCACCAACCUAGGAGCCACAGCGCUACACCAUGCUGCAGGCAUAGGGAAUACGGAGCUCAUGAAGCUUCUCCUCUCCAAGGGAGUUGACGUCGAAUCAGAAAGCGACGCUGGCACUCCCCUUGUGUGGGCUGCUGGUCAUGGCAACUCGGAUGCUGUCAAACUUCUGCUUCAACACAAUGCUAAGCCAAAUACUGAAAACGAUGAUGGUGUCACAGCAUUGCUAUCUGCUGUUGCUGCAGGUUCCCUCCCAUGCUUGGAGGUUCUAAUCAAGGCUGGUGCAAACCCAAAUGUCAAGGCUGGUGGAGCAACCCCUUUGCAUAUUGCUGCAGAUAGUGGAAAUAUAGAAGUCAUCAAAUGUUUGCUUAAAGCUGGAGCUGACCCGAAUAUCUGCGAUGAUGAUGAACUGAAGCCAGUUCAGGUUGCUGCUUGGAGAAAUAACCGGGAAGCUGUGGAACUUCUUUUACCAUUAACAUCCCCAAUUCCAGGUGUUUCAAACUGGAACGUAGAUGGGAUUAUAGAACAGAUGCUACCUAAAGAAUAUGGGGAAAAGUCUCAAUCGAAGGAAGCAGCAUCUCUGAAAUCAGGCCGAACACAAACUGUUGAGGUGUCACCUGAAGCAAAGAAAAGAUCCUUGGAAGCCAAAUCAAGAGGUGAUGAUGCCUUCAGAAGAAAGGACUACCUUGUAGCAGUGGAUGCUUAUACGCAGGCUACAGAGUUGGACCCAACUGAUGCAACAGUGCUCUCAAACAGGAGCCUCUGCUGGCUGCGAGCAGGGCAAGCUGAACGUGCUCUGGAAGAUGCGAAAGCAUGCCGGGCAUUAAGACCAGAUUGGGCGAAAGCUUGCUACAGGGAAGGUGCAGCCCAUCGUCUGUUACAGAGGUUUGAGGACGCCGCAAAUGCCUUUUAUGAGGGGGUGCAGCUGGAUCCAGAGAACAAAGAGCUUGUCAGCGCAUUCAGGGAGGCCAUCGAAGCUGGGAGAAAGUUCCAUGGCGUGGACACGCCAAGCUCAACACAAUGAGACGAGGAUUAUGUGGUGGGGACUGAAGCUGUGCUGUUUGAUGGGAAGAUAGAUAUGAUAAGGUGGAGGUAGUCUAGUUGGAUGGACAUUAUUAUUAAUAUUUUAGUUGGAAUCCGUUGAGAUGAGGAAUGAUGAUAGUGCAACUCAAGUUCGAUGAGAUGUGAUCAUGAAAUUGGGAAGAGCGAAUUUUGCCAAUUUUUGUGUUUCGUGAUUGUUUUGAGAGUAAAGUGCAUGGAUGGAUCUUAAACUUGUUCUCUCGUGUUAUCCUGGUUUAAAUUGCAUUUUAA
This is a messenger RNA of Sorghum bicolor (sorghum), 1797 nucleotides long. Its product is annotated as ankyrin-3. The transcript has 13 exons. NCBI's taxonomy places the organism in Eukaryota, Viridiplantae, Streptophyta, Magnoliopsida, Poales, Poaceae. The coding region runs from base 128 to 1510 and encodes 460 amino acids. Gene Ontology annotation, molecular function: protein binding. The record is from RefSeq and is a predicted model, not a curated record.